Messenger RNA from Psammomys obesus (fat sand rat), 2681 nucleotides. RefSeq names its product ATP binding cassette subfamily B member 5 (gene Abcb5). Gene Ontology annotation, biological process: transmembrane transport. Lineage: Eukaryota; Metazoa; Chordata; Mammalia; Rodentia; Muridae. Gene Ontology annotation, molecular function: ATP hydrolysis activity; ATP binding; ABC-type transporter activity. The transcript has 16 exons. Bases 244 to 2532 code for a protein of 762 amino acids. Gene Ontology annotation, cellular component: membrane. The record is from RefSeq and is a predicted model, not a curated record.
GGUACUGCUUCUCGGUUUAUUCCCCGGAUUAAGACGACAGGUGAAAGCCAAGGCUUCGGCCGCCGUUACAGUCUGCCUCGUUCUUUGGUUUGGCAGAUCACGCUGGAUGAGACCGACAUCCGAGCCCAGAACGUGAGGCAUUACCGAGAGCACAUUGGUGUGGUCAGCCAGGAGCCCGCUUUGUUUGGGACCACCGUCGGUAACAACAUUAAGUUUGGGCGCGAAGGCGUGAAUGACGAGGAGAUGGAACAGGCAGCGAGGGAGGCGAAUGCCUACGACUUCAUCAUGGCGUUUCCUAAGAAAUUUAACACCCUAGUAGGGGAAAAAGGAGCACAAAUGAGCGGAGGCCAGAAACAGAGAAUCGCCAUUGCCCGAGCACUAGUUCGAAACCCCAAAAUUCUGAUCUUAGAUGAGGCUACGUCCGCCCUGGAUACAGAAAGUGAGUCAGCUGUCCAAGCUGCCCUGGAGAAGGCAAGCAAAGGUCGCACUACAAUUGUGGUAGCACACCGGCUCUCCACGAUUCGUGGGGCAGACCUGAUUGUGACCAUGAAGGAUGGCAUGGUGGCAGAGAAAGGGACCCAUGCUGAACUCAUGGCGAAGCAAGGACUGUAUUACUCGCUCGCCAUGGCACAGGAUAUUAAAAAUGCCGAUGAACAAACAGAAUCAAGGACAUUUUCCACUGAAGAAAAUGCCAGCUGUGGUUCUCUGUGUGAUGUGAAUAGCACCAAGUCCCCCUGCACUGACCAGUAUGAGGAAGAUGUCCACCAUCAAAAGGCAAGUCUUCCUGAAGUUUCUCUACUGAAAAUAUUUAAGUUAAGCAAGUCUGAAUGGCCUUUUGUGGUUCUGGGAACAUUGGCUUCUGUCAUAAAUGGAUCUGUUCACCCAGCAUUUUCCAUCAUCUUUGCAAAGUUAGUCACUAUGUUUGAAGACAAAAAUAAAGCUACAUUAAAGCAUGACGCCGAAGUGUACUCCAUGUUGCUAGUUGUCCUGGGUAUUGUUGCUCUUGUCACUUACUUGAUGCAGGGAUUGUUUUAUGGCAGAGCAGAGGAAAAUUUAGCCAUGAGAUUAAGACACUUGGCAUUCAAAGCCAUGCUAUAUCAGGAUAUUGCCUGGUAUGAUGACAAGGAAAAUAGCACUGGAGCCCUGACCACAACGUUAGCCAUGGAUGUUGCUCAGAUUCAGGGUGCGACAACUUCGAGAUUUGGUGUCACGAUACAGGAUGUGACCAACAUGGCGCUGUCCAUUCUCAUCUCCUUCAUCUACGGAUGGGAGAUGACACUCCUGGUUCUCAGCUUUGCACCUGUGCUUGCAGUGACAGGAAUGAUUCAAACCGCAGCUGUGGCUGGCUUUGCCAACAAGGAUAAACAAGAGCUCAAGCAUGCUGGAAAGAUAGCAACGGAAGCUGUGGAGAACAUACGCACCGUGGUGUCACUAACAAGAGAGCGAGCCUUUGAGCAAAUGUACGAGGAGACGCUUCAGCUCCAACACAGGAAUGCCCUGAAGAGAGCACACAUCGCCGGAAGCUGUUAUGCGGUCAGCCACGCUUUUGUGCACUUUGCCCACGCAGCAGGGUUUCGAUUUGGAGCCUAUUUGAUUAGAGCUGGAAGGAUGACACCAGAAGGCAUGUUCAUAGUUUUUACCGCCAUUGCAUAUGGGGCUAUGGCCAUUGGAGAAACGCUUGUUUGGGCUCCUGAAUAUUCCAAAGCCAAAGUUGGAGCUGCACAUCUGUUUGCUUUGCUGAAAAUGAAACCAACUAUAGACAGCUGCAGUCAAAGUGGGAAAAAACCAGACGCCUGUGAAGGAAACUUAGAAUUUCGAGAAGUUUCUUUCUUCUAUCCCUGUCGUCCGGAAGUCCCUGUCCUUCAUGACGUGUCCCUCUGCAUUGAGAAGGGGAAGACCGUAGCUUUUGUUGGGAGCAGUGGCUGUGGGAAAAGCACCUGUGUCCAACUGCUACAAAGAUUUUAUGACCCCGUGAACGGACAAGUGCUGCUUGAUGGUGUUGAUGUAAAAGAACUGAACGUGCAGUGGCUGCGUUCCCAGACAGCUAUCGUCUCCCAAGAGCCUGUGCUCUUCAACUGUAGCAUCGCCGAGAACAUUGCCUAUGGUGAGAACAGCCGCGUGGUGUCCUUGGAGGAGAUCAAAGAAGCUGCAGAUGCAGCCAACAUCCAUUCUUUCAUUGAAGGGCUCCCCAGGAAGUACAACACUCAAGUUGGACUGAGGGGAGUGCAGCUUUCUGGAGGCCAGAAACAAAGACUGGCUAUUGCAAGGGCUCUUCUCCGCAAGCCAAAAAUUUUACUGCUGGAUGAGGCUACUUCAGCCCUUGACAAUGAGAGUGAGAAGGUGGUUCAGCAGGCCCUCGAUAAAGCCCGGAGAGGAAGGACCUGCCUAGUGGUGGCUCACAGACUCUCCACAGUACAGAAUGCGGAUGUGAUCGUAGUUCUGCAGAAUGGAAAAAUCAAGGAGCAGGGAACGCAUCAAGAGCUCCUGAGAAACCGAGACACAUACUUUAAGCUAGUAGCCACACAUCACUAGCGGCAUCGUGGACACACGCGUGCUCCUUGCAUGCACUUUGACUUUGUGUAAUGAAGAGUAUGUAGUCAUUUCUUGGCCUGCUCUGGUCUCUCACUGCAAAUGUCAAUACUUAGUAUCCUGACACUCAAGUACACACAUGUUCUGUUCAA